Molecule: messenger RNA, 491 nt
Organism: Peromyscus leucopus (white-footed mouse)
Lineage: Eukaryota; Metazoa; Chordata; Mammalia; Rodentia; Cricetidae
Product: serine protease inhibitor A3N-like
Exons: 2
Coding region: 156-452 (98 amino acids)
Biological process (GO): negative regulation of endopeptidase activity
Molecular function (GO): serine-type endopeptidase inhibitor activity
Source: RefSeq, a predicted model, not a curated record
AGCUGGGCCGAAAUGGGGUGGAGGUGGAGUCUCCCCUGUGCUGUUACAUUCUGAUGGCCUGCUCCACAUUUAGGGAAAUGGAAGACAUCAUUUAACCCUCGUGACACAUUCAAGUCUGAGUUCAACUAUACAAGAAGAGGUCUGUGAGGGUGUCCAUGAUGAACAUUGAGGACCUGACCACACCCUACUUCCGGGAUGAGGAUCUGUCCUGCUCUGUGGUGGAGCUGAAGUACAGAGGCAAUGCCAGUGAUCUGUUCAUCCUCCCUGAUGAGGGCAGGAUGCAGCAGGUGGAAGCCGGCUUGCAACCAGAGACCCUGAGGAAGUGGAAGGACUCUCUGAGGCCCAGGAUGAUUGAUGAUCUCUACAUGCCCAAGUUCUCCAUCUCCACUGACUACAGCCUGGAGAUAGACUUUCACAGCUGGGCAUCAGGGAGUCUUCUUUACAAUGGCUGACCUGUCUGAGAUCACAGGGGCCAAGGACCUGAGAGUCUC